Messenger RNA from Paramuricea clavata, 1614 nucleotides. Lineage: Eukaryota; Metazoa; Cnidaria; Anthozoa; Malacalcyonacea; Plexauridae. The record is from the annotation of a GenBank genome assembly.
AUGCCAAUAGCAGCAAAGCAUCAAAAAUAUUUAAAAUUUUCAUGGGAGGGACAACUAUAUAAAUUUGUUUGCUUCCCAAAUGGCCUGGCAUUUUGCCCCAGGAAAUUUACAAAGCUGUUAAAGCCAGUUAAUUCCCACUUGCGGCAGCUGGGACAUAUAUCGGUCAGCCACAUAGAUGAUUCUUAUUUACAAGGUGACGAUUAUGAUGACUGUGCCAACAAUGUUUUAGAUACAACUAGGCUGCUUGAUUCUCUGGGGUUCAUUAUACACCCUGAUAAAUCAUCAUUUAUACCAAACCAAGUAGUAACCAUCCUUGGUUUUAAGAUCAACUCAAUUGUAAUGAGGGUCUUUCCAACUGCAGAAAAGAUAAAAAAGAUAAAGGCAUCAUGCUUAGAGUUGCUACACAGUCCAUCACCCAGUAUUUGCCAGGUUGCAUCAGUGUUAGGAUUAUUAAUCUCUAAUUUUCCUGCUGCCCAAUUUGGCCCUUUGCACUUCAGAGAUCUGGAUAUGGAUAAAACUGAGGCACUCAAACAAAAUCAAGGAAAUUUUGAUAGACCUAUGAAGUUGUCCAAAACAUCAUGUGCUGAUUUACACUGGUGGAUUAAUUCAGCUGACAGUUUAUUUAAACCUAUUGCCCUCAACCACCCAGAUGCUACUUUAUUCACUGAUGCAUCCAGUCAAGGUUGGGGUGGGGUUUUAGGUCAACAAAAAAGUGGGGGUCAUUGGACUGCACUUGAAGCCAGUCACCACAUAAAUUAUUUGGAAACGCUUGCCGUUUUCUUUGCCCUUAAAGUAUUCCAAACAAAACUGUCGGGAAAACAUGUGUGUGUUAGGAUAGAUAACAUGACUGCUGUAGCAGACAUAGGUAAACUGGGUACCAGUCAUUCUCGCAAACGCAACACUUUAGUUCGCGAGAUUUGGGAUUGGUGUAUUCAGCAUGAUAUAUUUCUAACUACAGCACAUAUACCAGGCCUUGAGAAUGAGGCAGCAGAUGCAGAAUCUAGAAAGCCCUUGAAAGAAACUGAAUGGGCUUUAAAUCAAGUAAUCUAUCAACAGGGUAUCCAACUGUUGAAUAUGACUCCCGUUAUUGACCUAUUUGCUUCUCGACUUAAUUAUAAAGUUAAACCUUUUAUUGCAUACCAACCAGACCCUGAAGCUCAAGCUGUUAAUGCAUUUACAAUUUGUUGGAAACCAUAUUUAUUUUAUGCCUUUCCUCCAUUUAGCAUAAUUCCUUUAGUACUACAGAAAAUUCGAGAAGAGGAGAGCACAGGGUUACUUGUUGUUCCAAAAUGGCCUGCACAGCCCUGGUGGCCAUACCUAAUGCGGAUGGUAAUUCAGGUUCCAGUAAUUCUCCCCAACAAGGAGAACACUAUAUACAUGCCCAGCAAACCAGACCUGAUCCAUCCUCUGUACCCCAAGUUAACGUUACUGAUGUGCCACAUUUCAGGGGAUCCUUUGAAAAUAAAGGACUUUCAGAGGGGGCUUUGUCUAUCAUCUUGUCCUCGUGGAGGAAAAGCACACAAAGACAGUAUAUACCAUACCUCAACAAAUGGCGUCGGUACUGUCGUUCAAGGGAACUGGAUUCCUUUUCAGCAACUGUGGAAGAAGGAGUGA